GGGGUGGCGGCCCCGCCCCGGGAAAGGCGGGCCUGGCCCGGCGUAUUUGAGGCGCAGAGCCGGCCGCCGCCCAGCCAGGACGACAGCACCUCUGCCGAAGCCACCCCCGCAGCGCGCGAGCUAGUGCCGAGGCGUCGGGAAAAUGGCAGACAGUUUUUCGCUUAAUGAUGCCUUAUCUGGGUCUGGAAACCCAAACCCUCAAGGAUGGCCUGGUCCAUGGGGAAACCAGCCUGCUGGGGCAGGAGGCUACCCGGGAGCAUCCUAUCCUGGGGCCUACCCUGGCCAGGUACCACCCGGCCCCUACCCUGGCCAGGGGUUACCCCCAGGGGUAACCCCUCCUGGGGGUUACCCAGGCCAGGCACCUCCAGGGGCCUACCCUGGCCCAACUGCACCUGGUUAUCCUGGACCAACUGCACCAGGUGCCUACCCUGGGCCUGGGGUCUACCCACCUCCUGGACAGCCAAGUGCUCCUGGAGCCUACCCUGCUGCUGGCCCUUAUGGCGUCCCCUCUGGACCCCUGAAUGUGCCUUAUGACCUGCCUUUUUCCGGAGGAGUCAUGCCCCGCAUGCUGAUAACAAUCCUGGGCACAGUAAAGCCCGAUGCAAACAGACUUGCUUUAGAUUUCAAGACAGGAAAUGAUGUCGCCUUCCAUUUUAACCCACGCUUCAAUGAGGACAACAGGAAAGUCAUCGUUUGCAAUUCGAAGCUGAAUAAUAACUGGGGGAAGGAAGAAAGACAGACGGUUUUCCCAUUUGAAAGUGGUAAACCUUUCAAAAUACAAGUCCUGGUUGAAGCUGACCACUUCAAGGUUGCGGUCAAUGAUGCUCACUUGUUGCAGUACAAUCAUCGGGUGAAAAAUCUUGGGGAAAUCAACAAACUGGGAAUCUCUGGUGACAUAAAUCUCACCAGUGCUUCGCACACCAUGAUAUAAAGGAGCAGAUACUUUUUAAAGAAAUGAAAUUGAACGUAAACCUUACACAUUUAAAAGUUUCAUGUUCACUAUGAGUGAAAAAUUUUACCUUUAUUCAUCAAUGUCCUUCUUGCAAAUCAUCCAUUUAAUAAAGAGUUACCUGUCUUCACAUGUUAUUUAAUUGGGGCAGUUUAUUCUUGAUAAUGCGCAAUGGACUCAAUGGAAAAGGACUCAAUGGAAAAUGAAAUAUGUAGCAAUGUUAACACUGCAUCAGAGUCUCCCAAAGUUUUCAAUAUUUGCUAAACUAUUUUUUAAAAAGGAGGGACUUCCCUGGCAGUGCAGUGGUUAAGACUUUGCCUUCCAAUGCAGGAAGUGCAGGUUCAUCCCUGGUCAGGGAGCUAAGAUCCCACAUGCCUCAUGGCCAAAAAACAUAAAACAGAAGCAAUAUUGUAACAAAUUCAAUAAAGACAAAAAAAAAAAAAGUAAAUAGGAGUAAA
Molecule: messenger RNA, 1407 nt
Organism: Globicephala melas (long-finned pilot whale)
Lineage: Eukaryota; Metazoa; Chordata; Mammalia; Artiodactyla; Delphinidae
Gene: LGALS3
Product: galectin 3
Biological process (GO): positive chemotaxis; positive regulation of calcium ion import; eosinophil chemotaxis
Cellular component (GO): immunological synapse; nucleus; cytoplasm
Molecular function (GO): carbohydrate binding; IgE binding; laminin binding
Source: RefSeq, a predicted model, not a curated record